Messenger RNA from Aphanomyces invadans, 870 nucleotides. RefSeq lists its product as hypothetical. NCBI's taxonomy places the organism in Eukaryota, Oomycota, Saprolegniomycetes, Saprolegniales, Verrucalvaceae. Bases 6 to 824 code for a protein of 272 amino acids. The transcript has a single exon. The record is from RefSeq and is a predicted model, not a curated record.
CUGUCAUGUCCAAUCACACAACCGGCAUGUGGCGGGCAUCUCCAUUGGCGGCGCUGGCGGCGCGUGUCCUUCCGCGGAGGUUCGCCCCUGUGGCUUUCUACUCCAAAGCGGCCAAAGGUCACUCAAAUCCGCUGUACUCCCCUGAAAAUCUUCGGGACAUCGCGACCGCGAUUCACAAGCGCAACGACAAAGCGUACCUGGACUUGCCAUCAAGGUUCACCAUUCCCAUCGAUGACGACGACUUCCCGCAGCAUCUGCGUGGCGCGACAAUUGACAUGGCCCAGUUUCGACACCGAUUGAAGACGCAGGCUAUCCCAACAGAAAUCGUCCAGCGACUCAACGCGAUGAACUUUGUGUGGAAUCCACGGCAGCAUCGUUGGAACUUGAACCUCAAAGCGCUGAAAGCGUUUGUUGACCUGCAUGGUCAUGCUGCCGUGCCACAAAAUUUUGUAGUCCCAGAGGACUCUAAAUGGCCUGAGGAAAGCUGGGGAAUUCGUUUGGGAUUUUUUGUCAAGUCCAUGCGUGCAAAUGAAGAUAAUCUGGCGGCAACGCGGCUUGAGCAGCUGGAAAAGCUUGGGUUCGUAUGGGAUGUGAAUUCGACGUGGCAACUUCGCGUGGAGGCCAUGGCGCACUUCAAGACCUUGCACGGACAUCUUCGCAUACCAUCGACGUUUGAAGUACCCGAACGAAAAAGUUGGCCACGGGAAAUGUGGAAGCUAAAGUUGGGCCACAUCGUCAAGAACACUCGCGGCCGGCAGCACAUGAUCCCUCCUGAUCGAGUCGUACAGCUGACUGAACUGGGGUUCGAAUGGAAACUAAAGUAACCACAUGGGAUCGUACAUGCAUGCAAUCUCGUUGCUUUGUCCAAGA